CUCAGCUGUAGUUCGCGGCCUGCUAGAUUUUUCUGCGCUAUAUCACCUUUCGUAAAUUGUUAUUGUUGAUAUAUAGAUAUUAAAUAUGGCUGAAGGUAAUACAGCUGAUGGUGCAGCUGGGGGCGAAGACAAGAAGCUUUCAGAUAUCUUCCUAAGCGGCUGGAAUAUACUUGAUGAGCUGGAAGUUACUGAGCUGCCCUUUAACAGCAGCGAGUUCCAGAGCAAGGUCAAGACGGCAAUGGGCCUUUUCGAGGAGGCCACUGUCAUCGUGAACCAAGUUAGCAUGUUCAGUGCCAACGAGCUGAUCGAUGAAGUCUCAACGGACUCGCUGCCCUUCAUGCUUUUGCCCUACUUUUUGGCCAAGCUAACCACAAAGAUCAACAACCCCAACGACACGAAUGCUUUGGACCUGGGAGUGAUAUAUUUCAAGGACCACCUGCAGCGUUGCCAGGAGUACGAUCUCUGCGACACUCCCAAAUCGAAGGAGGAGGGACAGGACAAGCAGGCGAGCGAAAAGAGUGAGCAACGACAGCUUAUGGAGGCAGCUUUCAAUCGUAACGACAAAAUCGCCCAAUACCGCCGAGUGCAGGAGAUAAACAAGUAUAUAGGGAAAAUGCAAGCCGCCAUCAAAAACAAAACGGCUGACGACGAGGUCAGACGGGAGUUCUUCCUCAAGUAUUUGGACAAGAGCAUCAUUGACUCCAAGCAGGAAUUGGAAUCGCUGCAGAUGAUGAAGGAGCUGGCUAAAAUGCGCCUUGCUCGUAUGUCCGGUGGCGGAGCCGCUAAUGAAGUUGAUACUUCCCACUUUCAACAACCAAAGCCCUCCGCGUCGUCAUUUCCCACCUCGCGUGGACAUGGGCACAGCCACGGUCCCGGACACCACCACAACCAUCAGCUGGCACAAGCACCCAAGCCGGAGCCAUUGCAGCCAUUUAUCAUAACUCGCAAUGCCGCGCAAAAAGCGGUGUUUGGCUUGGGCUAUCCCAGUUUGCCCAUUAUGACCGUCGACGAGUUCUACCAGCAGCGCGUCGACGAAGGAAUAUUCCCUGACGAGGACAAAGUGGCCAAAAUGAACCAGGCACAGGCAAUCGCUGCAGCUCGCGAUCCCAAUGAACAGGAAGACGAAGAAAAGGCCGUCGAGGAACAGCAGGUGGAGGAGGACGAUCCGGAAUAUCUGGACCGUAUGAGGCGCAUGGACGAGUAUAAAGAUGUGGUGCGACGCGGCGAUGGAAACCGCCACAAUCGGAGCUAAAAAACUCGUAUAUAUUUUGUAUUUUUCUAAAUUAUAGAAAUAGAUAUCACCAUAAGGUC
This is a messenger RNA of Drosophila kikkawai, 1311 nucleotides long. It is a transcript of the gene Tap42, whose product is annotated as immunoglobulin binding protein Tap42. Gene Ontology annotation, molecular function: protein phosphatase 2A binding. NCBI's taxonomy places the organism in Eukaryota, Metazoa, Arthropoda, Insecta, Diptera, Drosophilidae. The record is from RefSeq and is a predicted model, not a curated record. Gene Ontology annotation, cellular component: cytosol. Gene Ontology annotation, biological process: regulation of dephosphorylation; regulation of signal transduction.